AUGACACAUUUCAAACAACCCCGGCGGAACAUCCAGCGGGGCGCAGCCUUACCGGACUCUUUCCGAGGGGGGGGAAAUCCCAUCGCUUCAUGUCACACAAUGAGUGGGCAAAGCGUGAAAGGCGCUCCGGUGCAAACACAAGGCGGAUCAUUCAUUCCGUGCCCGGAGAGAGCGCUCGGAGCGAGCCCUCGGAGGUCCCCGCUGCCCCGGUACCGGAUCGUUCCUGCACCCCGGAGCUGGGAGCGGCUCCAGCACAGGUCCGAGCCGCGCUCGGUUGUGCCCCAGCCCGGAGGGGGCCGCGUGAGGGAAGAAGAUGUGGAGAAUGGAACCUGCAGCAGCGAUGGCAGAGUGAGGGAGCCCCUGGAUCCCCAGGGCACAUCGGCCACCGACCAUGUGCUCAGAAGGCUGCUCAGAGGAUUCCUGGGCCAGCGCUCCAGCCACCAUCCCGUGCUCACCUUGCUGCUGCUCCUGCUCCUGUUCCUGCUGCUGGCCGUGGUGGCGGCCUUGGCUGUGCGGUCAGCUCCACAGGUUCCAGCUCCACCUGCGGCUCCGACGUUGGUUCUGGGCUGUCCCCCUGGCUGGGUUGGAUACAAUGGAGUCUGCUACUACUUCUCAAGGGACAGCAGAACCUGGGAGCAGAGCCAAGAGCGGUGCUCCGAGCUCGGGGCCUCCCUGGCCAUUGUCCAGGAUGAGGCAAUGCAUUGGCUCUUGCGCCUCCGCGGGAACGUCGAUUACUGGCUCGGGCUGCGCAGACGGGGCGAGCGCCUGCGGUGGGGGGACGGCAGCAGCUUCAGCUCCUCGGUUCCUGUCCUUGGCAGUGAAGAGUGCGUGUGCCUGGCUGAGGAGAAAUUCAGGAGUGAGAGCUGCUCAAACCGUCGGCCCUAUCUCUGCAGCAAGGCCCAAGCUCCCCUGUAA
This is a messenger RNA of Cinclus cinclus, 915 nucleotides long. RefSeq names its product C-type lectin domain family 2 member L-like. The transcript is spliced from 6 exons. The coding region runs from base 1 to 915 and encodes 304 amino acids. Lineage: Eukaryota; Metazoa; Chordata; Aves; Passeriformes; Cinclidae. The record is from RefSeq and is a predicted model, not a curated record.